Cucumis melo (muskmelon) is the source of this 1205-nucleotide messenger RNA. RefSeq names its product transcription factor BEE 3-like. Gene Ontology annotation, molecular function: DNA-binding transcription factor activity; protein dimerization activity. Gene Ontology annotation, cellular component: nucleus. Gene Ontology annotation, biological process: regulation of DNA-templated transcription. Bases 208 to 1014 code for a protein of 268 amino acids. The record is from RefSeq and is a predicted model, not a curated record. The transcript is spliced from 6 exons. NCBI's taxonomy places the organism in Eukaryota, Viridiplantae, Streptophyta, Magnoliopsida, Cucurbitales, Cucurbitaceae.
UUUUUAAAUGCAACAGUUUCUUGAUAUUAACUCCAAACUUACAAUCCCUGUAAUCCAUUUUUUCUCUCCUUCUUCUUCUUCUUCUUCUUAUUAUUAUUAUCAUUAUAUAUAUAUAUAUAUAAUAACACCCCGAACCCCUCAAUUCCCUUCUUCCAUUAUCCUAAACCACAGUCUUCUUCUUCUUCUUCCCUUUCAUUCAAUAAUCAUAUGGCUGAUCAUGAUUUCACUUCCUCUUUCCCUCUUGAAGAUCCAAAUUUAGAACUCAUGGCUUCUCAUUUUUCUCCUUCAAUUCCCAAUUUCACUCACUUUUUGCCAUUCUCCACCACUAAUACAGAAAUAUUUUCACAAUUUAUUCCACCAAAUUUCCCAGAAAAUAAUGCUACUUCGUCUUUUACUACUUCCCCUGUUUUGCCUUCUCACUCUGUUUUCGGCCCACCUGCUCCUACUCCCUCCGUUUCUACUACUACUCAUCACUUCCAUGAUAUCAAUAACCACAAGAGAAAAUCUAUGCCUAUGGAUGUUUCCGAAAGUACUUCUGGAAUUUCCACUCCUCAAGUUUCUGAAUCUGGGUUCAACACUAAAUAUAGCUCUGGGAAAGGGAAGAGGUUGAAAAGCUUAGAGAAAGAAGAGGAGAAAUCAACUAGAGAAGUGGUUCAUGUUAGAGCUAGAAGAGGCCAAGCCACUGAUAGCCACAGUUUAGCUGAAAGGGUGAGAAGAGGAAAAAUCAAUGAAAGACUAAGAUGCUUGAAAGACAUUGUCCCAGGAUGCUACAAGACCAUGGGCAUGGCAGUAAUGUUGGAUGAGAUAAUUAAUUAUGUCCAGUCUCUACAGAAUCAAGUGGAGUUCCUAUCCAUGAAACUUGCUGCAGCUAGCUCUUUCUAUGACUUCAACUCAGAGGCAGAUGCCAUAUCAAAAUUACAAAGGGCAAAGGCACAUGAAGCAAAAGAAUUGGAGAGAUUGAUGAAGGAAGGAUAUGGAGGAAUAGCUUGCUUCCACUCAAAUUUGCCCCUUUGACUUUUUUAUUUCUAAAAUGUCAACUUCUCAUUCCCCAAAACAAACACUAGAAGGAGGAAAAAAAAAAAUCUUCCAUUUCAAUUUGUUUUUCUUUCCCUUUUUUUUCUCUUCAGAUUUUAUACAUAAAUUUGGUCCUCAAUUAAUGAUAUUGUACUCAAUACAAUGGAAAACUUAUACUUUUGAAAGAAAAA